CUUCUUUUGGUCUUCUUUCUUCCUCAAACCAAGAGUCAUGUUGUCGCAUCGAGAAGGCGAAAAUGACGGGCCAAGAUACUCUUUCUGGAGGCAUAAACUUAUCCCUAUAAUUCGUGUGCUCAUGCUGCUACUCGCGACCAUAUUCAUUCUGCUGUCACUUUGGCUCGAAACGAGUGGCCAUUAUGAUUCAUCUUCGUCUUUUAUCAACGAGAUUGCCAUGUACACAGUAAAAAUCAAUUCGCAUAUGAACCUCAGCGAUAGUCAUGCGGCUGUGCCUGAUACUGUCAGCUUCGGUUUGUGGAAGCAUUGCUUUGGCUAUAUCGACUCCUUUCGGUGCCUUGAUCAAAAUUUAUUUUAUGCCCUGGACGCCAACAAAACACUGUUUGCCGCCAUUGGCAAUUCUACGACAAAGUUAACCGAUGCAACAACUUCGGGUAGUUACGCCAAUGUCGUGAUUGCUCUAUUGACUAGCAUUGUAACUGGAAUCACUUUUUGUUUCUCCCUAUGGGCCAGCCAGCAGAUCUCGAUCAAAUUCAUAUAUAUCUGUGCAGCGAUUAGUCUCAUCAGCUUAGCUCUUGUUACCCUACUAUUUGGAUGGACGUUCCAUGAGUACUCUACACAGAUAUCACAGGCUUGCUACGAGAUUGGAGCAGACAAUUGUAUGGGAUACUCAAUUAAACUGGAGAUCAUAUUCAUGAUAGUGGCCAUGGGAUGUGCAGCCAUCAGCUUCUUUUUCUGGACCUGCGUUCCAGCAUAUGACAUUAAGAGAAAGAGGCAACAAAUAGAGCUCAAUCCGGAAAGAAGGGAAGCUUUGCAGUUGAAGAAGGAGAAAACUAUCAAGAAAAGCUCAUCCGAAAGUGCCAAUAGAAAUUCUGUCACGAAUGAGGGGAUCUACCAAGCAGACUAUGGCGAUGAAUGGUUAAUAGAGGACAAAUCAAGAGCUAGCAACAUCCGUGAUAAUGAAUCCGUACAUACUGCUACAACCGAUGAACCUACUUUUAAACCGCAUAAGACUGGCACGCGAGGCUUAGCACCAAAUCAACGCAGGCCAAGACCACCAGCUCCGGCUAUAAACACCAAUGUUUCUGCUAGACCCCCCUCACCAGAGACGUCAGAAAAGAAAACUUCACCAGAGUACGAGCUUCAGCAACUACGGCAAAACCACAGACGCUAUUCAGAACUAAGGUCAGCAUUUCAACCCAUCAUUGAACGGGCAACUGCCGUCGGUUUACGGCCUCCUCCCGCUACUGCGCAACCCAAACAAUACACUGGGCAAGCCAUGAUGGCUGGUGAUGAUGAUAUUCUUGCUCCUCCGGAAUUACCUUUUGCGCGUGAAAGAAGGCGGAUGAGCCAGGGUUCUGGAAACACAUUUGGACAAGUAUUGGAUUCCGCUGGUGAAUCAUCCCCAGUGUACGACAGACGAGAUAGCCACUUUUCGUAUGAAUUCGACAGUUCAGCACAAUCUAGUCCAGGAAAUUCACCUGCAAGGAAUCGCCGAGAUAGCGCUGGAAGCUAUGGAUUUGGCAGAAGUCAUACCGUGACGCCGCCCAUAGAGGAAAGAGGGUUUUCUUUGACUCCUCAGGCUCAUACUCCAGCACCGGGGUAUCAUCCAUUGAAUAACAAGGCCAUUACCGAUAAUAGAAUUAAUGCAUAUUUAGGUGGCCAGUGAUUUAUAGAAUAUAAUCUACUCUAGUUUUUGUAAAAUAUGUUUAAUACCAGAACAAUAUGUCCAUAAAGCAACAUGCAUAUCAAAAAUUUUAUUCUAUAGA
Molecule: messenger RNA, 1769 nt
Organism: Umbelopsis ramanniana AG
Lineage: Eukaryota; Fungi; Mucoromycota; Umbelopsidomycetes; Umbelopsidales; Umbelopsidaceae
Exons: 2
Coding region: 38-1669 (543 amino acids)
Source: RefSeq, a predicted model, not a curated record